AUGUAUCUCGCUCGUAUACUACAUUCGUUAUUAAUAUUCAUCUUAAUAGGAAUAUUUGCAUUUAAUUUGUUUAAAUCUUAUCAAGGUUAUAACGAAAUAACACAAAAAAUUCAAGUAAUAACUUUAGAUAAAUUGGUUCCACCUGCGUUAACAUUUUGUACAACAAAACCAGUGAAUUAUGACUUUGAUAUAAGACUAUAUAAUGUAUCGGUUAACAGAGGUUUAUAUUUAAAACCAUAUGCCCCGGAGGAAGACGAAUUAAAAUUUAUUAGAAACCAAGUAUCACGUUGUUGGGUACUAAGUCCACCCAUGAAUGAUGAUAGAGCUAUCAUUAAAUUUCCUCCACCAACUUCAAAUGUACCUGAUUUGGAAUUUAUAACCGAAAGGACAUUUUCUCCGGAUGGUAUAGAAAAUUCUCAAGCUCCAUUAUUAGUUAAUAUAUUUGAUCCUUUACAAAGUAAUAGUUCAUUCGACUUUAACAGAUUUUUGUUAUUGGCACCUGAAGUUAAUAGAGCUAUACAAUUUACAAGGACCGUAAAUCUUGACUUAAAAGGAAAUGUUAAGAGGACCGAUGUUAAAUAUAAUAUUGUCGAUGAAUAUAGAGCUCCCACAGAUUCAUCCCCUGGUAGAUCUAUUAAUCGAUUCACUUUUCGUGCGGUUUCAUUUGAUGUAGUUCAAACACAAGAUGUACAGAUAGUAACAAUCUGGUCAAUAUUAAGCAAUUGUUUUACAUUAUUAGGUGUAUUAAUUGGUAGUGUAUAUUUCCCAUUCGUUGGUCAUGGUAAAUAUAGACCGUGGGGUUAUAUAAAUCGAUUGAUUGGUUAUUAUCCUAUUGAGCAUAUAAAAAGAUCUUAUUUUGACAAAGAUUCAAGGAAUGAUUUAGAACAAAAUAAUGUUCCUAAACUUGAUGAAAGGUUGGAGAUCUAUUUAGAGAAAUUUGGACGCUCUAGAUAUGAAUAG
Funneliformis mosseae is the source of this 960-nucleotide messenger RNA. NCBI's taxonomy places the organism in Eukaryota, Fungi, Glomeromycota, Glomeromycetes, Glomerales, Glomeraceae. The record is from the annotation of a GenBank genome assembly.